UUUGCUCUGCUUUUUGAGUCUUGGUGGAAAGUCGUCCAAACUUAGUGACGGCUGCGCGCGCGUGUGCGCGUGCGCCUACCUAGAAUGGUCGUGGACUCACUUUUUACACGACUCACGUGACAAAUGGAAUCCGUCCGCGUUUGCAGUUUCGUUGAAGCUCUCGUCGUGACGUCAUUUUUGUCGUACUUGUUGAUUGUUCUUGUCGUGAAUGUUGCUGAUUGUUUGAGUGAUUUUGGCUGCAGCGAACGUUGAUGAGAAUCCAGCGUUUCUCGAGCUUUUGACACCAAGUCCCACAAUCAUGACCAACGUUGAAAUACAGUAGUGUCAUAGGUCCAAGUGUUCCUCAAACACAACACAGAGGUUUCAUUCCUCAGGGGUGCAUUUAAUAUUAUUGUAAGCCACUCUAGCAAUACGCAGUUUAAUGAACACUGUGCUUCUAUAUCGGCAAAUAAAACAAAUAUACUUAACUAAAGAUGAGAUUAAAUUGUAUUGCGCAAAAAAAACGUUUUAAAUAUUAGACGUUAAAUACUACUGAAUUGUACUUUUGUUUUCUUUCUCAUUUUUAAAUUCUUUUGCAUACCACUAGAGGGACCACUAGUACCCUUACCAUACUUUGAAAAUCACUGUUUUAAUUGAUUGAGCUGUCAAUUAUUUUUCAAUGAAUCAGAUAAAUCAGGAAAAAAAUGUUUUUUUUUCAAUUUCCAUCCCUUUAUUAAAAGCAAGACGUGAUUUCUAAUUGACAAAACAGAAAAUGCACAAACAUAAAUUGAUUACUAUUCAGUUCCUGGUUUGGUCCGUAGCGGCCAUCAGGAAAUCGGCAAAAAUGUCGAUGAUUGUUUUCCAAAGUAAAAGCAGAUUUUUGCAAAUGUCUUAUUUUGAAAAGAAAAAGACAAACAUAAUGGAGGACUACAGAACUCAGAAAAUAUUUCCUGUCGACACGCUGGAGUUUUUCCGCUUUGGACAAUUUGAAGUUCAACAAGGUCUCUCAACGAUCAAUCGAUGAUCCAAAUAGUUGUCAGUUUAUUUUUCAUAAUCAGUUAGUUGUCAAUGAACGGAUGAAAUGUUGCACCGCCAUUAUUGGCACUUGUCGAUGAGUCUUGAGAUUUUUGCUCCAAUUGCUUUGGAACAGCUGCCGCGCUGAUGCAAUCGCGAUCGAGUCGUUCCAUUAGUGUUUCGCGAAUGCGCGGACAAAAAAUAACCCACGACGCAUCGAUCGGGUUUUCGUCUCUAAUAUUCUUUUCUUUUAACUCGACUUGUUUUCUGAAACUGUACAACUUUUUUCUUGACUUUUUCCUCAAACUGCAACUUUCUUGGUAAUUUUAUGCACACUUUUGUUAUUUGUUAGAAGUGUACAGAUUUUGUGUUUUCAAAAAUGUCCAACUUUAUUCAACUUCAAGCAAAUGUAUUGGUCUUCCCAUAUUUUUUUCUCAAACGUCUCAAACAACUUUCUGGAAAAUGUUUCCACAAAAAUAUAUAGUGUCUUUUCCCUGUAUUAACUUUCUUCACUAUGAUUUAUUUUAUUUAUUUUUUCUCCCCCAUAAGAUAUACACCCUUCUCUCCAAAAUAUGUUUUUUGAACAUAUACAGCCUAUUUUUGGAAAUACUUUUUUCUCAAACAAGACUCAGAAAUAUACUACAAAGUUGUUUGCAAGAAUAUAAAAUGUUUCCCCCACAUGACCCUCUCCUCCCCCCCAAAAAAUAUCAUCUACAACUUUUUUGCUCUUUGAAUGUGAAUCAAUUAUUUUCAGUUAUGCGUUGGUUUUUAAAUUUUCUCAAUUUUAUGAUUUAUUCAUUAAAAAAAGAAAUACAUUUGGGUUUUUCCACUGUGCUAAAUAACCUUCAAUCUCCAUCCAUUUUCUUCACCGCUUCUCGUCACGCGGGUCGCGGCCGUGCCGGCGCCCAUCCCAGCUAUCAUCGGGCAGGAGGCGGGGUUCACCCUGAACCGGCCGCCAGCCAAUCGCAGGGCACAUAGAAACAAACAACCAUUCGUACUCACAUUCACACCUACGGGCAAUUUCGAGUCCUCAAUUAACCUAGUGUGCAUGUUUUUGGGAUGUGGGAGGAAACCGGAGCGCCCGGAGAAAACCCACCCAGGCGCGGGGAGAAGAUGCAAACUCCACACAGGCGGGGCCGGGGAUUGAACCCCGGUCCUCAGAACUGUGAGGCAGACUCUCUAACCAGUCGGUCACUGUUCCGCCUUCAAUCUACAAAUGAUCUAAAUAUACGGAGCGGACAUAUUUUUGGUCAUUUUAACACUUUGUGAGUGUUCUCUGUGAAAAGUGUUGGAUUAGAAAAACCCUCGACUUCGUUUGUUCGUUUGGCGGCAAGAUGAAUGAAUUUGGGACGUCGCGAGGUGUAGCCGGUCGACCUUUGAGGAGCACUGGGCGGGCUGCGUUUGCGGAACACGUCGCAACUUUCGUGGGGGAAAUGUCAACACGCGUGGUCGCAGUGUUUCACCCCGUCUGGCUGCUCAUCUGCCGGCGGGGCGCCGCCCGCCUCGGGGAAGUUUGCCGGCGGGGCUGUGCCGCCGUCGGGUCGCCGGCCGCCGUACUGGGCGUUGAACUCCCGCCGCUCUUUGACGUCCACCAGGUGCCCAAGGUGUUCCGCGAGGACGGCAUCCUGACCGGCUACCGCCACCCGCAGAGCUCGGCGCUGGACUGCGUGCUCAGCUGCUUCCGCUUGAACAACGAGACCGUCAACAUCUGGACGCACUUCCUGCCGACAUGGUACUUCGUGUGGAGGCUGGCCUCGCUGUGCCGCGGCACGAACUUUGCGAGCGACUGCUACACGUGGCCGCUGCUGGCGUACAUGCUGCUGGUGUGCGUGUACCCUUUGACCUCCUGCGCGGCGCACACCUUCAGCGCCAUGUCGUCCGAGUGGCGCCACAUCUGCUACUUCCUCGACUACGGCGCGCUCAGCCUCUACAGCCUGGGCACCGCGAUCUGCUACGGCUGCUACGUGAUGCCCGACGGCUGGCUGAACGGCUGGCUGCAUCGACACUUUGUGCCCAUCGCCGUGGGCAACAGCUUGCUCUGCACCAGCCUCGCCUGCUACUCACGGCCACAGCCACCAGCUGUUCCACGUGAGCGCGGUGGUGGCGACGCACUUCCAGUUGGGGGCGGUGUUGAGCGACAUGACCUCCCGCCGGGGGCGGCUAGAGGCCACGGGGGCGCCGCCCUCCCUGCCCGGCACGGCCGGCGCCGUGGCCCUCGGCCUGGUCCUCAACCUGGGCGUCGUCGCCCUCUUCGUCGCGCCGCUGCUCAGACGGUCGCCGAGGCGACCGGCGCCUAACCACGGCAAAGACCAGUGAGUCUGUUACCUAGGUAACUGCCCCCCGGUGGCAGGGAGCACCUGACAACGUUGACAAAAAAAAAACUCCUUGAAAAACAUUUGGACUGACUGGCCGCCAGUACACUUUCUGGCCACCAGUCGGUGCUGCUGAGUCAAAAAACAAACCCAAAAAAAAGGACCAGUUUGUGGAUUUUCGCAUUCUGAUGCGCAACAAUUUCGAAUCCCGCAGCUGUUGAAUUCAUUCCCUGACCAAAAAGUCUCAUCAAUCUAGUCAAAAGUAAGAACAAUAUGAAUAAUUGAGCCCCGCUUUAAAAGGUGUAUAAAUGCUUCAAUGCCAUAAGAUGGGGCCAAAGCACUACUUUUAGAUUAGCUUGAGCAAAAAAGAGCAAGCGGGUGAGUGCUUCCGUGAAAAAGAGAGGUUCCCAAAAAAAACAUCAGCAAAUAGGGGAAUCCACACAUCGCAAAUAUUUAAAACAUAAUAAAAGUGAAUAUCAAAAAAUAGUGAUGCAUACAAUACAAAAAAAAAAUACUCAAUAUUUCUUCUUGCAAAUGUGUUCAUUUUGGGCCACUGGUAAGUCAGGGUGGAAAUGUUGGCUAUUUGGAAGCGGCAGUACACUCCUCAUCCACUAGUCGGGGCCAGCGAGUUCCAUUGAUUGGUCAUUCCUGCGUUUCCCCGGCAACUGAGUUUGUUGUCUUUGCCGUCGAGAGUAGAACGUUUCGAUUUCAUGUUAUAAUAAUAAUAAUUAUUAUCCAGUGGAACUUCCGGCGAUGAUGUCAUGCUGUGGAAUUCGCACAAAAUGUCGAAUCGUUUCAGUUUAGUAUUCCUGCUUCUGAUUGGCCCAAUUUCCUAAUCAGAGUUUGUCCAAAAUGGCCGACUUGCAGUCCCGUUCGGGGUAGGCGUCCGUGAGACGUUUUUGAUUUGUGCGUCCAUUUGUGAAACUGCUGUCGGGGCUCAUUUUGUAACUUUCCAGGGGGCGCCACUGAGCCGCUUUUGGGUGUCUGCUUUUGCCACUAACACGUUUUCCUAUUUAUUGUUUUAUCAAAUGUCGAAUGUUUACGUCAGUGAGAAACGACCGUCUUGAGUUUACGUUCAAAUGUGCGAUUCGUUGAAGACCCGGAGAAUUAAAACAUUUGAAUUUGACAUAUUGUUGUGUAAAAAAAUGUGCACGAAAAUGUACAAUUUUUGCUUUAGGGGUUUUGGCCCAAACUAAGAUUUUUAAGAAUUUAAGAAACAUUAAGAAAUAUAUUCUCAGGGUUAUGAAAUCCAAUAUUUGUGUUUUUGUCUUUUUCCACUGUCGAGGAGCGCAUAAAAAUUACUCAGAUAAUUUGUGAAGUAGUCCCAGGUUUUUUUGAAGUUUUUUGUUUUGUUUUUGUUUGUUUGAAAUUAUGAAACAAAAUAUAAUUUGGGGUUCAAAUUUUUGGUUAAAUCUUAUUUGGUAUUUUUAAAAUGUUUAGCCAUCCCGAUUAAAAAAAACACUGUUGACGUUUUAUUUUUUCAUACAUACAUUUUUUUAGUCAAUCGUUAAAUGAAAAUAAUGUUGUUUUGUUUGUUUCUUUGUUUGUUUUUCUUGAAAAUACGUCAGCUACUUUGGUUUUUAGUCCAACAUGUUACUUUGGGAUUUUGGUCCAAACUUUUGUUCUUUAAGACUUUUAACAUUUAACCAACAGGAAAUAAACUGCAGCAGUGCCUUGACCUAUGACCUAAACUCAAUGCGGGACCAUGCGCUGAACUCCGACUUCAUAUUUUGCCUUUGUUGAGCGAAUGUUUUGGGGCGCUGGAAAAGUGCCAAACGAAGAAUCGCUUUUAUUUCGCAGAAGCGCCGCCGACGCUUCUGGGACUCGAAGCGAAGUUUAUGUGAGCGAUUCGAUAACUUUUUGCCACCGCGGCGUCACUCGCACUUGCGGCAAGCAAAACGCAGAUGACGCCGUUUGCGCGCAGAUGCAAAGAUUUGACACUUCUUCUCGUCUGCCGUCGUCGUUCGAAUGUGUGACGCGUCAGUCGACGAGAAGACGUGAAUUUCGGUAAACACCGAACUAACGUUUGUCAUCGUUUCAGCCGUUGUCGCCCGUUCUUUGCGCCAGCCGGAAGUUGCCCGCACGCCGGCUACCGCAUCUCAGGAAAUGCUUUCAAGACGCGUGACAAUUCCUUUGGGAAACGCGUCGCAUGUAUUCUGCACUUUCCGAGAAGGUGAAACGCACCUACCAAAAAAAAAAAAUCUUUUUUCUAUUCUUCCCAUAUUUCUUUAAUUCAUCGGCCGAAUAAUCGGAGAUCAGAAUUUCACGCUGCCAAAUAUCGGCAUCGGCCUCAAGAAAUCAGACGGGUGACGGCCGAGUUCAAAACGAGCAUAUUAGAGCACGCUUUGCAACCAAAACUUGCAGAUUCAAAGCCAAAAAGUUCCCGGAAAAAUCCACUUUGUAUUAAUAUUUGCUAAUUAUUUAUAGAUUUGACAAACACUGUUGUUGUUGUUGUUAUUAUUAUUACACAUAUGGAAUGGGUCAGUCCAUUUAGUGUCAAUAUUUCUGACUCGAUCACAGUUACCUCCUUGCAUGUAUCCUUAUACAUUUGUGUUAUAAAUAUGAAUAUUAAUUGCGGGAUGUCUUGACUGGAAAGAACCAAGAAAAUAACUAUGGGUGCUUUUUAAUGUUUUAUAUGCUCUGAAAGUUAAAAAAAAAAAAAAAAAAAAAAAAAAAACGUCGAAUGUAUAAAUAAAGACCUGUACGUGCUUUGUAUACUGUGUCAUUGAUGCACUAAAUUUGUGUAAUAAAUGCAGCUUCUUAAAAAACAAAACAAAAAAAAACA
Messenger RNA from Phyllopteryx taeniolatus (common seadragon), 6090 nucleotides. It is a transcript of the gene paqr6, whose product is annotated as progestin and adipoQ receptor family member VI. Gene Ontology annotation, cellular component: membrane. The record is from RefSeq and is a predicted model, not a curated record. The coding region runs from base 2328 to 3290 and encodes 320 amino acids. Lineage: Eukaryota; Metazoa; Chordata; Actinopteri; Syngnathiformes; Syngnathidae. Gene Ontology annotation, molecular function: signaling receptor activity. The transcript is spliced from 6 exons.